AUGCGUUUCUCUAUUGCCGCUCUCGCUCUCGGUGCCGCUGGUGCCAUGGCCGGUGUUGUCACCGAGACUCUCACUGAGUACACCACCUACUGCCCGGAGGCCACCUCCAUUGUGCACGGAAGCCAGACCUACAGCAUUGCCACCCCCGGCUACAUCACCAUGACCCACGGUCCCUACACCGUGACUCGUCCCGUUUCGACCUCCACCGUGACUGAGUGCAAGUCCUGCUCCGCCGCCGCCGCCGUGACCGCCCCCGUGGUUGCCAGCAGCGUUCCCCUCAUCCCCGUCGCCCCCACCGUCGCCACCUCCACCCCUCUGGUCCCCAGCGCCGGCUCCACUGGCGUGCCCAGCUCUCCCAGCUCUCCCUCCAGCGCUGCCACCCCCUCCCAGCCCGCCUUCAACGCCGGUGCCAUCAACGCCGCUACCGGUGCUGGUGCCGGUCUGGCCGCUGUCUUCGGUGUCGUUGCCCUCAUGCUGUAA
Molecule: messenger RNA, 480 nt
Organism: Penicillium expansum
Lineage: Eukaryota; Fungi; Ascomycota; Eurotiomycetes; Eurotiales; Aspergillaceae
Product: putative GPI anchored protein
Exons: 3
Coding region: 1-480 (159 amino acids)
Biological process (GO): fungal-type cell wall organization
Cellular component (GO): fungal-type cell wall
Molecular function (GO): structural constituent of cell wall
Source: RefSeq, a predicted model, not a curated record